Molecule: messenger RNA, 1419 nt
Organism: Diaporthe batatas
Lineage: Eukaryota; Fungi; Ascomycota; Sordariomycetes; Diaporthales; Diaporthaceae
Exons: 7
Coding region: 1-1419 (472 amino acids)
Biological process (GO): metal ion transport; transmembrane transport
Cellular component (GO): membrane
Molecular function (GO): magnesium ion transmembrane transporter activity; magnesium ion binding; cobalt ion binding
Source: RefSeq, a predicted model, not a curated record
AUGGGUACUAUUGGCAUAGAACUUAUCGAACAGCUGCUUCAGGAGCAAGGCUUGGACUGUGAGGACGUCUUCUGCUCCAAAGGCGGAUGCUUUCAAGUAACUGACAUCAGAGGUGACACCAUCAAAAAACUCGAGGUCGACAACGAGAGCAGCUUUCAGAGUCUGCUGGCUACUACAAAGCUUCGUGGAACGCGGGUCAUCUCCAUCAGCAGCCAAAACACAGUUUGCAACCUCGACAUCAGCGCCUCGUGGACUGUAAGGCUUUUAGAGGCAUACGAAGUCCACUCAGAAUUUUGUCACACGCUGGUUGCCUUCGGCAACGGUCCUCAGUUUGCCGAAGCUUGUGAUGGAAACGGUCUGUUAUGUAAAAGAUCGAACGGCACAUAUACCUUGUCGUACAAGCUCAACUAUGUCGAACCUAACAAUAGAAACGUGAGCGAGCGCUGGUCCUCCAGGCACCUUGGGGUAUAUCAUCGGCACGAGGCAGAUUUCGAUCUUUACAUAUUGGUACACUGCAGCAGAUCAAGCGCAUUGUACCGACAACUUGCGCAAAAGCCUACCCAUGACCCGAAUGACCAACUGCGAUAUGUGUCACAGGACCCAGAGAGUAUUCACGGCCUCAUCUUGCAAGCAUAUGUCAAACACUGGCGGCCAUACCUGAGAUCGUGGGGAAAUGAGAUAUCAACAAUGAGCAACCAAGCCCAGGUAGCCCAGGUAACAGAGGCUGGCAAGCAAAGCUAUAUUUGGCUUCGCAGGCUCAGGUCCCUCAGAGACCGCGUGGAUUUAGCCUCGGGACAUUGCCUGAGCAAUCUUGCUGUCAUCCAAUCUAUACGCCAAAGCAGACAAAGCAAGACGGACAGCAACGAUGUCCACGUACUUUUGUCGGUUGAAGGUACCAUCGAAAGCUGUGUCAAGAAUUCUCAACUCCUAAAAGGUCGAAUCGACAACACGAUUGAACUUAUCAGUUGCACUUUGACAAUACACAGCCAAGAGGAGACGGCAAAGCUCGUCCAAGAGAUAAAGGUCCUCACGGAGGAGACCAGCAGCGUUACCAAGAAGCUAACACAGAUCGCUGAGAACUCUGCUCAUAGCGGAGAGGUGAUCCGGGUCAUCACUAUUGUCUCGGCCAUAUAUCUACCAGGGAGCUUUGCCACUUCUGUAUUCGGGAUGAAUUUCUUCGACUUUGUUGAGGGAAAGGGACGGAUCACCGUUGCCAGGGACAUAUACAUAUUUGUGGCAUUCUGGAUUGGGUUGACAGCCUUGACUGCCGCCACCUUCUUCUGGGCCUACAUGCGGGGCCGGAAAAGGCUGAAAAAGGUCGAAAAUGCUGCGUUUGAGGCAAUGAAGCAGCCUUCAGAAGAUCUUCCUGGUGGACUUUUGUCAUCAACAAGUGGUUUUGAAAGAUCUAGAGAUGUCUGA